Volvox carteri f. nagariensis is the source of this 947-nucleotide messenger RNA. RefSeq names its product prolyl 4-hydroxylase. The transcript is spliced from 4 exons. Gene Ontology annotation, biological process: peptidyl-proline hydroxylation to 4-hydroxy-L-proline. Gene Ontology annotation, molecular function: L-ascorbic acid binding; iron ion binding; procollagen-proline 4-dioxygenase activity. Gene Ontology annotation, cellular component: endoplasmic reticulum. The record is from RefSeq and is a predicted model, not a curated record. NCBI's taxonomy places the organism in Eukaryota, Viridiplantae, Chlorophyta, Chlorophyceae, Chlamydomonadales, Volvocaceae. Bases 121 to 681 code for a protein of 186 amino acids.
CCUAAACCCCCUACCACCCCCCUCCCGCAGAUCCUUUCCUGGUAUCCGCGUAUUGUGGUGUUCCCCAGCUUUGUGGACAAGGCUCGCUGCGACGAGGUCGUUGCCGUGGCCAGCAAGUUCAUGUACCCUAGCGGCCUGGCGUAUCGGCCCGGUGAGAAGGCGGAGGCGGAGCAGCAGGUCCGCACCAGCAAGGGCACCUUCCUGGGUGGGGACUCCUCACCCGCCCUGAGGUGGCUGGAGGAUAAGAUUGCGGCUGUAACGCUGCUGCCUAGGACCAAUGGAGAGUUUUGGAACGUCCUCAACUACAAGCACUCGCAGCAUUACGACUCGCAUAUGGACAGCUUCGAUCCAAAAGAGUACGGCCCGCAGUACAGCCAGCGAAUCGCGACAGUGAUUGUCGUACUAUCUGACGAUGGGCUCAUGGGCGGCGAGACGGUGUUCAAGCGCGAAGGAAAGAGCAGUAUUAACAAGCCAAUUAGCAACUGGACAGACUGCGAUGCUGAUGGCGGGCUCAAGUACAAGCCUAGGGCCGGCGACGCUGUCUUGUUCUGGAGUGCGCGGCCAGAUGGACAGCUCGAUCCACACGCGCUGCACGGCAGCUGUCCAGUAGUCACUGGAAACAAAUGGGUUGCGGUUAAAUGGCUGCGUAAUAAGGGCGAAUAUGACCAUGAUAAACCUUGAUGGGGGUUUUAGACCAGCAUGGCAACCAGGAGGAGGAGAAUAGCAGCUUCCAAUGGGCUUAAGGCACUGGAUUAGUUACAUUUACAUUAUCAAAUAGCUUAAUAUUAGGGCCUUGGUAAGGGCAAGUAGUUAAAAGAUUCUAGUUUGCCUGGAUAACGAACUGGAGUGACCAGAUAGAACCAUGGGACACGCCGUACCGGGCAUUGGAAGCUCUGCGUGACAUUCUUACAGACGUUGUGUCCUUGAAUUUAAAUUGCAUGUUUUCG